This is a messenger RNA of Exophiala viscosa, 333 nucleotides long. RefSeq lists its product as uncharacterized. The coding region runs from base 1 to 333 and encodes 110 amino acids. The record is from RefSeq and is a predicted model, not a curated record. Lineage: Eukaryota; Fungi; Ascomycota; Eurotiomycetes; Chaetothyriales; Herpotrichiellaceae. The transcript has 3 exons.
AUGACUAUCAUACAUAUCGUCUUGUUCAAACUCAAGUCUUCGCUAAGCGAUGCGGAGAAGAAAGAGGUCUGUGAUGACAUGUUGUCUCUGAAGGAAACGUGCCUGCAUCCGUCAACGAACAAGCCAUACAUCAUCACUUCAUCUGGCGGCGUCGAUAACAGUCCAGAAGGCGCUCAGGGCGGGUUCACGCAUGGCUUUGUGGUCGAAUUCGCAUCCCUCAAGGACCGCGACUACUAUCUCUCCGACGAUCCCAGCCAUCUCGCUUUUGGGAAGAAGAAUAGUCAUAGAUGGGAUGAUGUGAGGGUGAUUGACUACGAGAAAGGCGUCUACUAG